AUGCGACGAUUUUUACAACCAAUCCUGCGUAUCAAAGGUAUUGCAGAUCUGAUGGGGCGAUGGUUUAAACCCAUAGAACCAAUAAAGUUGAUAGCUCCGCCGCCACCACCUAGCACUCUACCAAUGUUGAAAGAAGAAGAAAGGAAAAAACCUGAAUUUAAAACAUACCAAAUGCUUCAUCUUCCACAAUUUAAAAACUUUUUGCUACGUGAAAUAGCUCUCACGCAUCCUCGACGGGAAAAUCCAGUCUUUUUUAUAUAUCACGAUGACCCAGAGUUAUUACCAUUCAUUCAAAAUGGACUCAGUUUCAAGAAAUUGGCAUUUCUGGGUGAUGGUAUUCUCAACGUAGAAGUUUCGCGAGCACUUCUUAUACGUCACCCUCAUCUCAGUACUGGCGAUAUCACUAUCAUGCGACAAAGUCUCGUAUCGAGGGACGCCUUGGGUGUUUUUGCCGAAAUCUAUGGAAUACCUCGGUUAUUGAUUGCUCCCCAAAUAAAGGAAUUUUCGAAUAGCAUAUAUGCUGAAGCGAUGGAAUCUGUUAUCGCAGCAUUGGACAUUGAUUCGGGACGAAAAGGAGUUAGGAAAAUAGUUGAAGAAAUGAUUGACUAUUCAGAAUAUAUCGAGUUUGGGAGGGUUAUAAUACAGGCGUUGAAGUGGUUACCAUUGGAAAAAAUGGCAGAUACAGAUUGGCUUAAAAGUGAAACAGAGAAAGGUGAGGAGAAAGGUGAGGAGGAAAAGGGUGACGAGAAAGGAGAAGAGAAAAUUGAUGAGAAAGGAGAUGGGAAACUUGAUGAGAAAGGAGAUGGGAAAAUUGAAGAGAAGGGUGACGAGAAGGGUGAUGAAAAAAGUGACGGGAAAGGUGACGAUAGCUUGAACUAUUACUAUAGUAGUUUACAUUAUAACGUUCUUAUUUGCAUGUUUAAUAUACAGAUGCUACGGAGUAGCAGAAAAAUUGCUAUUGCCGUUAAGAAUUAUUCGCAAGAUACUCUUGAAAAACCUCGAGUAUGGUAUAUCAAUGGGACAUCCAAAUUUGGACUACCCUUUGAUUCAGUAGUCAGUGGUAAAGGUUUGGCUUGGGGUGCCCGUAAGACCGAAUACUCGACUGCAGGAACAGCGGGAGUUAUUACUUAUAAAAUCAGAGGACGCAACCUAUCUUUAGCCGUAAUGUGGAGUGUCCCAUUCUGGUAUGUCGGGUAUGCAAAUCGCUGGAACGUUAAAGUCUAUGAAGGUACAAAGAAGCCUCAAGAUUUGUUUUACGAAAUGUACAAUGAUGGUUCCCAUCGAGGGAAUAGUAACCAUUACGAGGAAAAGCUAUUUGGAAAUUACAGUUACAGAGGAACUAUGGGAGACGCUGGACAGGCUAUUCUCACUGUAGAUUUUAAAGGUGACGAAUCCUACAACAGCAAACAUGGAUAA
This is a messenger RNA of Paraglomus occultum, 1416 nucleotides long. The record is from the annotation of a GenBank genome assembly. NCBI's taxonomy places the organism in Eukaryota, Fungi, Glomeromycota, Glomeromycetes, Paraglomerales, Paraglomeraceae.